GGAACGCGCGCCUUCGGGGAUUGCUGCGGAGGUCCUCCCUGUUCCCACAGCCCGCGCGGAGGAAAAGCGCGUGCCCCUCCCGCUGUAACUCUCCUGGGCGUCCUGCAGGUCGGGGGAGGAAAGGAUGCCGGCCACACAGAAGCCGGUGAGAUACGGACAUACAGAAGGACACACGGAUGUCUGUUUUGAUGAUUCCGGGAGUUGUAUUGUGACUUGUGGAAGUGACGGUGAUGUGAGGAUUUGGGAAGACUUAGAUGAUGACGAUCCUAAAUCCAUCAAUGUUGGAGAAAAGGCAUACUCAUGUGCUUUGAAGAAUGGAAAGUUGGUCACUGCAGUUUCCAACAACACUGUUCAAGUCCACACAUUUCCUGAAGGAGUUCCAGAUGGCAUAUUGACUCGCUUCACUACAAAUGCAAACCAUGUGAUCUUUAAUGGAGAUGGUACUAAAAUUGCUGCUGGAUCAAGUGAUUUUCUUGUCAAAAUUGUGGAUGUGGUGGAUUGUAGCCAACAGAAAACAUUUCGAGGACAUGAUGCCCCUGUUUUAAGUCUUUCUUUUGAUCCUAAGGACAUCUUUCUGGCAUCAGCUAGCUGUGAUGGAUCUGUCAGAGUGUGGCACAUCCCCGAUCAGACAUGUGCUAUUAGUUGGCCACUACUACAAAAAUGCAACGAUGUGGUAAAUGCAAAAUCCAUCUGCAGACUUGCUUGGCAGCCAAAAAGUGGAAAGUUACUCGCAAUUCCUGUGGAAAAAUCUGUAAAAUUAUAUAGAAGAGAAACAUGGAGUAAUCAAUUCGAUCUUUCAGAUAGUUUCAUCUCUCAGAGCCUCAAUGUAGUAACCUGGUCUCCCUGUGGUCAGUACUUAGCUGCAGGUAGCAUUAAUGGUUUAAUUAUAGUUUGGAAUGUGGAAACCAAAGUGUGCAUGGAAAGGGUGAAACAUGAGAAAGGUUAUACAAUUUGUGGCCUGGCCUGGCAUCCUACUUGUGAUCAGAUAUCUUACACUGAUGCUGAGGGAAAUCUUGGGCUCCUGGAAAAUGUCUGUGACUCCAGUGGAAAGACUUCAAGAAGUAAGGUAUCUAGCAGAGUGGAAAAGGAUUACAAUGAUCUUUUUGAUGGAGAUGAUAUAAGUAAUCCUGGAGACUUUCUACAUGACAGUGCAGUGGAGAUUCCCUCUUUUUCAAAAGGGGUUCUGGAUGAUGAUAAUGAUGAUGACCUCACACUUGCUUCCAGUCGUUCUAGACAUCGAAGUCACAUCCUAGAAGAUGAUGAAAACUCAGUUGAUGUUACAAUGCUAAAAACCGGUCUUCUCAAGGAGGAAGAGGAAGAUGAUCAGGCAGGCAGUAGUCACAAUCUACCACUUGUAACAUCCCAAAGGCCAUUUUAUGAUGGGCCCAUGCCAACUCCUCGACAAAAGCCCUUCCAGUCAGGUUCUACACCCCUACAUCUUACUCACAGAUUCAUGGUAUGGAAUUCUAUUGGAAUUAUUCGUUGUUAUAAUGAUGAGCAAGACAAUGCCAUAGACGUAGAGUUCCAUGAUACCUCCAUACACCAUGCAACACACCUAUCAAACAGUUUGAAUUAUACAGUAGCAGAUCUUUCCCAUGAAGCUAUUUUGUUGGCGAGUGAAAGCACUGAUGAACUAGCAAGCAAGCUUCACUGCCUACACUUCAGCUCUUGGGAUUCAAGCAAAGAGUGGAUGGUAGAUAUGCCUCAGCAUGAGGAUAUUGAAGCCAUUUGUCUUGGUCAGGGAUGGGCUGCCGCCGCCACUAGUGCCUUGCUUCUUCGAUUGUUUUCUAUUGGAGGUGUUCAGAAAGAGAUCUUCAGCCUUCCUGGGCCUGUGGUAUCAAUGGCAGGACAUGGAGAACAGCUUUUAAUUGUUUUUCAUAGAGGAACAGGAUUUGAUGGAGAUCAGUGCCUUGGAAUUCAGCUGCUGGAGCUGGGGAAAAUGAAAAAACAAAUUUUGCUUGGAGACCCUCUUCCUCUUACAAGGAAAUCCUACCUGGCAUGGGUGGGAUUCUCUGCUGAAGGUACUCCCUGUUAUGUGGAUUCUGAAGGUUGUGUUCGAAUGCUAAACAGAGCGUUUGGUAAUACAUGGACUCCUGUAUGUAAUACACGAGAACACUGCAAGGGAAAAUCUGAUCACUAUUGGGUGGUCGGUAUCCAUGAACAUCCCCAGCAACUGAGGUGCAUUCCUUGUAAAGGGUCUCGAUUUCCUCCUACCCUUCCACGCCCUGCUGUCGCCAUAUUAUCAUUUAAACUUCCAUACUGUCAGAUUGCAACAGAAAAAGGACAAAUGGAGGAACAAUUUUGGCGUUCAGUUAUAUUCCACAAUCAUCUUGAUUACUUAGCUAAAAAUGGAUAUGAAUAUGAAGAGAGCAUUAAAAAUCAAGCAAUAAGAGAACAACAGGAACUUUUAAUGAAAAUGCUUGCGCUUUCUUGUAAACUGGAGAGAGAAUUUCGUUGUGUGGAACUUGCUGAAUUAAUGACUCAACAUGCUGUGAAUUUAGCUGUUAAAUAUGCUUCUCGCUCUCGGAAAUUAAUAUUGGCCCAAAAACUUAGUGAACUAGCUGUAGAAAAGGCAGCUGAACUAGCAGCAACCCAAGCAGAGGAGGAGGAGGUGGAGGAAGAAGAUUUCAGAAAGAAGCUGAGCGCUGGUUACAGUAAUGCUGCUACAGAGUGGGACCAGCCACGGCUCAGAAACCAAACUGAAGAAGAUACUGAGAGCAGAAAAGAGACUGAUGAUACACAGAAAACACCAGAACUCCAUGAGCAUGGACAGAACUCUGGAAGUACAGAUACAUUUGAUGUACCAGCUAUUAAGUCAGGUGCCGUUACCUCUAGCAACCAAGGACGAAUAAACCCAUUCAAGGUAUCAGCCAGUUCCAAAGAACCAGCUAUGUCAGUGAAUUCAACACGGUCAACUAACAUUUUAGAUACUAUGAACAAAUCAUCUAAAAAAUCCACUGCAUUUAAUCGAGCAACAAAUAACGAAAAGUCUCCAGUUAUAAAGCCUCUGAUUCCAAAGCCAAAGUCUAAGCAGGCAUCUGCAGCAUCUUUUUUCCAGAAAAGACCUUGUCAGGUCGAUAAGACUGAGGAAGUGAAGGAAGAAAACCCUAAAAAUGCCUCAUCUGAAGCCCCAGUGUUGUGUCCUCAAAAUGUUGAAAACCAAAGGCCAAAGACUGGGUUUCAGAUGUGGCUGGAAGAAAACAGAAGCAAUAUUUUGUCUGAUAAUCCUGACUUUUCAGAGGAAGCAGACAUAAUCAAAGAAGGAAUGAUUCGAUUUAGAGCAUUGUCAACUGAAGAAAGGAAGGCAUGGACUAACAAAGCCAAGGGAGAGACUGCGAUAGAUGGGGUUGAAGCAAAGAAGCGAAAACAUGUGGUUGAUGAAAGUCAUGAAACAGAAAGCCAUGAAGAAGCAGCAAAGGAGAAUCUGAACAUGCCUAAAAAGCAGAAACGUUUAGAUGUUUCCACUAAUCAGAAACUGUCAGCUUUUGCAUUUAAACAGGAGUAAAGGGGGAGAGUAGCCUUAGUGGUAAUAGAUUGUGGGCUCAUCUUUGAUGAAUCUGGUCUUUCUUUUAAUGUUUAGGAAAUGCAUUAUUACAUACUUGUUUAUCAAGUGUUAAAAGACAGCUGUUUGCCUUUUUAAGAUAUUGUGGUAAGAUGAAGUGUAUAGCUCUGGUAGAACACUUCCCUAGCAUGCAUGAGAUGCUAGGAGUGAUCUCUAUCACCACUGAAACAAGACAAUAAUGGAUAAAGUAGUCAUUAUAUUGGUGAUAGAAGUGAAAGUGUGAAACUCUUGUCUUUGAAAAUUACAAAUUAUUUUACCCAUAAUACAGUAGAAGCAUUGCAGUUACUGAAUAGAGGCCAUUAUUCACCAGGAAUUGAGUUUGAUUUUUUUUUUUUUAACCUUCAAAAUCAAGAUAUGAACACCCCUGAACAGGUAGAACCUUCUAGGGACUUCCUCACCAUAUUCAUGUCACCAACUAGAAAGUGCCACAGUGUUCUCUUCCGAGUGUGCUACCGUGGACUGUCCGUUCUAUACCUUUGCAACCGUGUCUUAUGGUAUGGACCUAAACAUGUAAAUACUCUUGUAGAUAAGACAUUUUUGUCGUGUAUGGUUUGGGAGUUGUUUUAUAGUAUCUGUAUCUCUUGGGUUUUGUUUAGAUAAAUAAAACCUCUUUGUUUCCAAA
Dipodomys spectabilis (banner-tailed kangaroo rat) is the source of this 4184-nucleotide messenger RNA. RefSeq names its product WD repeat and HMG-box DNA binding protein 1 (gene Wdhd1). NCBI's taxonomy places the organism in Eukaryota, Metazoa, Chordata, Mammalia, Rodentia, Heteromyidae. The transcript is spliced from 26 exons. Gene Ontology annotation, biological process: DNA repair; DNA-templated DNA replication; mitotic cell cycle. The record is from RefSeq and is a predicted model, not a curated record. Gene Ontology annotation, cellular component: nuclear replication fork. Bases 125 to 3505 code for a protein of 1126 amino acids. Gene Ontology annotation, molecular function: chromatin binding; protein binding.